CAUACUCAAGUACGUAGACACAUUCCUGUUCUUUCGCAAAGUGACAGCGGCGAGCCAUUAUACCUAACAGACGAGAUGGGUCCCAAAAACCGCAACAAUUUCGAAUCCUCCGACGAUGAUGACUUCUCAAACGACGAGUUUGCCAGCUUCGAUGACGACAACGGCGGGUCAGAGGUGAACUUUCAGGUUCGCGAUAAGGACUCGGACGAGGAGGAGCUCGAGCGCCUUGUCCUCGGCGACACUACCACUUUCAGAUCACGUCUGUUUGAAGACGACGACUUUCUUCCCGCUCAGACCGGCUCCAAGGACUUGCAAUUGGCGCAGGAUCAGUCGUUAAAAGCCACUGGCAAUGAAGCCAUUGACGACUCGGCCCUGUUCUUCUUUGCUACUGAGAAGGAGCCUGUCACAGGGAGCCAACAGCUCGCGAUCACUCCUUCUGGCAAUAAGUCGAGUGACCCGACAGCCGGAAACGAUGUGCCGGCGUGGGAGGACAGCGACGACGAAAAGCUGUCCAUUUCGCUUGCUGGUGCCAGCAGGCUGCGGAAGCUGCGUUUGACGGAAGGGGAGGAUAUUGUGAGUGGCGCGGAGUACUCCAGGAGGCUGCGCCAGCAGUAUCUCCGGUUGAACCCGCAGCCCUCGUGGGUGAAGGAUGCAGCCGCAAGGGAGCCAAAGCGGCGACGUAGGUCGUCAGCAUCCUCGGGCUCCGACAGCGGUAGCGGCUCGGAUGAUGAAGAUUUCGGCACUGCCAUGCCUCUGGAGGAGUUUCUACGGGACGUCAGCGCUCUUACGGACGGCGGCUCGCGGAAGAGGAGGAAGUUGCGACCAGAGACUAUCAACAUCCAAAAGACGCGCGACAUACCAGACGUCCACAAGGGGCCCGUCGAGUCCCUCUCUUUCCACCCGCAACACCCCGUUCUCCUAUCAUCCAGCACAUCCUCAAUGCUUCAUCUUCAUCACAUAUCGCCAGCUGCGCACCCUACUCCGAACCCACUCCUAACGUCGGUACAGGUGCAAAACACUCCAAUCAGGAAGGCCGAGUUUCUUUCACCUUCGGGCGAGCAAAUCGUCUUUGCAGGUAGACGGCGUUUCUUUCAUUCUUGGAACAUAUCGACAGGACAGGUGACCAAGGUCAGCAGGAUACAUGGCCAUCGCCUAGAACAGAAGUCGGUGGAGCGCUUCAAGUUGAGCCCGUGUGGGCGCUACAUGGCUAUAGUAGGAACGGACAAGAAAGGGGGUGGCUUGCUCAAUAUUAUGCGUGUCGGCACCAUGCAAUGGAUUGCUCAAGCGCGGAUGGAUGGACGUCAUGGAAUUGCAGACUUUUGCUGGUGGAGGACAGGCGAGGGCAUGACUAUAUUGGGGAGAGACGGCCAAGUUGGAGAGUGGAACCUCGAGGCGAAGAGGUUCGUCGGUAUCUGGAGGGAUUCUGGUUCUACAGGUGGAACGGUACUUGCUCUCGGUGGCCGGGAUGGGCCAAGUGAGCUGGGAGAGGACCGCUGGGUGGCCGUCGGCUCCAACGUCGGUAUCCUGCAGGUAUAUGACAGAGACGACCUCGUUCUGAGACCUGGAGUCGGCCAGGAGGAUGAGGUGACGGUCAAGGAGACCCCAGAGCCGACCCGCGCAUUUGAGUCGUUGACAACGGCGAUAUCUGUGGUCACUUUUUCUCCCGACGCCCAGCUGCUGGCUUUCGGCAGUAUCCACAAGAAGGAUGCGCUCAGACUGGCACACAUCCCGAGCUGCACGCUGUACCGCAACUGGCCUACAUCAGAGACGCCGUUUGGCAGGAUCACGGCGGUGGCGUUUGGGAUGCAGAGCGAUCUGAUUGCCGUUGGAAACGACAAAGGAAAGAUCCGCCUAUGGGAGAUCAGGAGCUAGUUGACCCCCUGGAUUUAGUCUACCUAGUUGAAAGUUGACUGCUAUUGAAGGCAACAGCCCGUCGGAGAGGUUGAGCUCCACUGACGUCUUACUUCUUUUCUAGAUCUAAGUCCUUUCUUUUGUUUUAAGGGUCUUCUUUACGGCGCCCGGACAGCCAUCCGUGAUACGAUAGAGCGGACGGCCCGUCAUGGCUUGCUUCUUUUUACCCUCUAGAAUUCUCGAAUUUUCGAGACAUGUCUUGUUUAUGUCCAAUAUUGGCAUCUGAGAAGAAAAUCCGUGUAGGAGAAAAGAGAUCCCUUGGGCCCCUUUUUUUUUGCUACUUGCCCAACGUAAACGUUAUAAUUACAUGC
Messenger RNA from Pyricularia oryzae 70-15, 2222 nucleotides. RefSeq lists its product as uncharacterized. Lineage: Eukaryota; Fungi; Ascomycota; Sordariomycetes; Magnaporthales; Pyriculariaceae. Gene Ontology annotation, molecular function: protein binding. The transcript has a single exon. The record is from RefSeq and is a predicted model, not a curated record. Gene Ontology annotation, biological process: rRNA processing. Gene Ontology annotation, cellular component: small-subunit processome; Pwp2p-containing subcomplex of 90S preribosome. The coding region runs from base 76 to 1872 and encodes 598 amino acids.